CCUAGUAAACAUGAGGUUUCCUGAGAUCAGAAACAAAACAGCGCAAUGGAAGGUCCACGAUCGACUAGGCUGGCUGAGGAUACAUGUAGCUAUUUGCAUCACACGUGAACGCUGCACAAGAGUUGCAAAGUAAUAACAAGUAAAAAUUACCUUCUCCAGGGUCGUUGCACUAGUUUCUGUCGACACACAAGGUUGAUUCAGAUAAGCACUGAAUUUAUCUGGGGGACAGGGGUAGAGGAAGGAGUGAUUCCGUGAAGAAGCGAUUUCGUUGGGGCCUAACAAAAAGGGCAAGAGCGCGGGAGAUGCAAAUAUAGAUAGAGCAGCGGAGAUCUGGACUUCUUCUGGAGUAGGGGAGACGGAACCGCGGCAUCCUCGGCAUGGAGAUGCUGGCGCUGCAGAGCGAGCAGCAGCUGCCUCGGCAAACCCUAGCUCGGAAUGAAUCUGUUGCUACAGUGGAUGAAAUUCAGGGCUCACCUUCACCCUGUCAUGGAGUUGACGGUGGCGAUUCCAAAGAUGGAGAAACAUCAGGAUAUUCAAUCCCGUUCCUCCCUGAGGAUAUCUGGCGCCAUAUACAUUCUUUAAUGCCAGUGGAUGCUGCUGCUCGUGCUGCUUGCCUCUCUCACACCUUUCUAAGUUCCUGGAGAUGUUAUCCCAAACUCAUUUUGAAUUGGCAUACGCUCUGCUCAAAGGCACGUGAUGGAAAUUUAAGAGGCAGAAUUGACAACAUUCUGAGAAAUCACUCAGGCAUUGGCUUGAAGAUAUUGAGGCUCCGUUUACAUUCUCCAAGCAUUUGCUUUCCUUAUAUUGACAAUUGGCUUCAGGUUGCUGUUACACCAGGGAUUGAAGAGCUCACACUUUGCCUACAUAAAAAGUACAAAUUUCCAUGCUCACUUCUAUCUGAUGGGGUUAGAAGCUCGAUUCAGUCUCUUCAACUUGAUUCUUGUGUCUUCCAUCCCAUGCUUGAACUUGGCCCAUUGAGAAGCCUAACAAGACUGAUACUAAGGGAUGUGUGUAUUACGGGGGAGGAGUUAGAGUGCCUUCUUUCCAACUCCCUUGCUUUGGAGCAUUUGGACCUCUGUACUUGCAAGGAGAUAGUUUUCCUGAAGAUACCUUCUGCAUUGCUGCAGCUCAGCUACCUGAGGGUUUGUGGAUGUUGGGAUCUGCAAGUUAUAGAGAAUAAAGCACCAAGUCUCUCCACUUUUACCCUUGUCGGGCAAGUUUCAAAACUCUCACUUGGAGAAGCAUCGCAAAUGAUGAAGGUCUUGAGCUUGCAGUACCCGAAUGUCGUCUGUUAUGCUCGUGCUAAGCUUCCAUCCAUUAUGCCAAACCUUGAAACUCUUGUGUUAGGAUCGAGUGCUGAGGUGAAUACACCGAUGCUGUCCACUAAAUUCCUCAACCUCAAGCACCUAACCAUUCAGAUUAGUGGAGAGACCUUGCCCCCAUCAUAUGACUAUUUUUCUCUCGUGUCUUUCUUGGAUGCGUCUCCUUCCUUGGAGACUUGGUACCUAGAGGUAUAUCCGGAAGAUAUGGAACAUGAAUCGGUUUUCGAAGGUUCUUCAGAUUUGAGGCAGCUGCCUGAAUACCGUCACGACAGCCUCAAGACUGUUGAGAUCAUAGGAUUCAGCUCUGCAAGGUGCUUGGUUGAGCUAACAUGCUGUAUUGUCAGGAGCGCAGUCUCACUCGAGCGACUCACAUUGGACACCCUUCGGGGUGGUGGUAGGUGUUCUGGGCGAAAUGAUGGUGAUUCCUCGGAUCAAAUUUGCAGUCCUGUUAGCAAGGCUGUGGUCAAGGAAGCCUUUAGAGGGGUGGCGGCGAUAAGGAAGUACAUUGAGGAUAAAGUCCCGUCUACAGCUAAGCUGGUGGUUCUGGAACCUUGCCCAUGGUGUCAUACCACUACAGUACUGGAUUAUUUUGGUAUGUAGAUCCUGCAAGUUGCAGAUGAUGAUGCUACGAUGAUGGAGGGUGGAAGCUGUCAUAAAGUUAUCUUAAUUAUGCAUGAGGGGAGGGCUGGUGAUGGAGAUGUAUCCAAUGCUAGCUCAGGAUUUUGAACUAGGUGUGUGUAUAUGUUAGAAGGAAUUAAGAGAAAAUAUAGGGAGUUAGGGACUUACGUUAAAUUCUCCAAGAUAAGAGGAUUUUGAACCUGGAUGAUCUAGGUGUACAGAUUGUACAACACUGUAGCACUUUCGUUUGUA
This is a messenger RNA of Panicum virgatum (switchgrass), 2192 nucleotides long. RefSeq lists its product as uncharacterized. NCBI's taxonomy places the organism in Eukaryota, Viridiplantae, Streptophyta, Magnoliopsida, Poales, Poaceae. The transcript has 6 exons. Bases 378 to 1922 code for a protein of 514 amino acids. The record is from RefSeq and is a predicted model, not a curated record.